AGCUGCAGCACACACAGAAUGAACUAGAAGAGCGAGUGGUAUCGAGGACAACGCUAGAGAUGUUUAAUGCAGCGAUAUAAAUCCCGAAAACGCACCUCGAAGACUUGUUUCUGUCGAAAGAAUUUGGAAGCUGCUCUCCGCCCAAAAGCAAUCUUCUAACGACAGGAUGUGGUGGUCGUGGCCGCUCGUGUCUGUGCUGGUGCUCUGCUCUCUCCUGUCUGUCGGGACGGUGAGGACGGCGCCCUGUCAGACCUGCCGCAAACUUACAGACAGCUUCAUCAAGGGUUUGGAGCGAACAGCCAAUAAGAAUUUUGGAGGAGGGAACACAGCUUGGGAAGAGGAGAAACUGGCGAAAUAUGCACGCAGUGAGACGCGUCUGUUGGAGAUCGUGGAGGCUGUGUGUGACAAAUCCGACUUUGACUGCAACAGGCUGCUGGAGCAGAUAGAGGACCAGGUGGAGACGUGGUGGUUUCACAGACAGCAGGAAGCUCCAGAUCUGUUUGAAUGGCUGUGCAUUGAGGAGCUCAGACUGUGCUGCCCACCUGGACACUAUGGGCCUGAAUGUGCAGAGUGUCCGUCAGGUCCCGGAGGAGUGUGUGGAGGUCUGGGCCGCUGUGAGGGUGAGGGCACACGUCUGGGAGACGGAGACUGCGUUUGUGACCCGGGAUACUCGGGCGUCCUGUGUCAGGACUGUGCUGACGGAUACUACAGAGAGAAAAGCUCCAAUCACACACAGCCACCCUGCUCAGCUUGCCAUCAUUCCUGUAAAAAGUGCACAGGUCCACAAGACAACAAGUGUCUGGACUGUAAGCCUGGGUGGAUUCUUCACAGCAACAAGUGUGUAGAUGUGGAUGAAUGCGGCACUGAAUUGGCUCGCUGUCCGUCCAACACGUACUGCUUCAACACAGACGGUUCUUAUGAAUGCAGAGGCUGUGAUCAGGCGUGCGUGGGCUGUAUGGGAAGCGGACCUGCUCGCUGUAAGAAAUGCGCCCGAGGGUUCAGACUCACAGGAGCAAAGUGUCUGGACAUCGAUGAGUGUUCAGAGAGAGCCAUCGCCUGCCCCGGACUCAACGAAGCUUGCAUUAAUGAGGAGGGCUCGUUCCGCUGCGAGUGCGCAGAGGGAUUUGUUCGACGGGACAGCAUUUGUGUGGAGAAUCUGCCACCGACGGGUCCGGAGAAGGGUUUGUUCGACGACAUGACGGACGACGAGGUGCUCGUGCUCCAGCAGAUGUUCUUUGGCGUGGUGAUCUGUGCUCUCGCUACUCUAGCCGCCAAAGGAGACAUGGUCUUCACGGCUAUCUUCAUCGGGGGAGUGGCUGCCAUGGCCGGAUACUGGCUGUCAGAGAAGGGCGACCGCGUGCUGGACGGCAUCCUUAAAGGACGCUAAUGAACCGGACGCUGAGAGACUCCGACAGGGUGACGCCACUGAAACGUGAAGCUCUGGGUUUGGUGAUCACCGUGGCUCUGGGAAUGCAUGUCAAUCAGGGACGUUUAGCACCGGGCUGGAGCGGCAAUGCUGCUGAUUAAAGCUCUGUGGAUGAUGAUGACGCUGGUCAGCUCAUUUAUAACACUGUGUUUCAACAGUUCAACUGCUGCUGUAUUUAUGAGACUCCACACGGUUAGUAACGGAUACGUUUGGCCGAACCUGAGAGACGUACUGUAUGCAACCCAUUCAGGUAGCGUUACUGUACAUAAUGGCAUGGACAUACUGGCAUUCCCCCACGUUAUUGUCAUUUGUGCCCAUUUAUACAUGAAUACUGUGUUCACUUUUAAAAUCCGUCCCAAAGCAUAAAACUAUUUAUUUUAAAGAUUUCAGAAGUAAAAUACGCUUGACAUCAACAUUCCCAAAAUGCAUGAAUGCAGCACUGUCACUGAAGAUGUCCUGAGUUUGUUUUCAAAUCAGGACCGUAUGUGUGUGUGUGUGUGUGUGUGUGUGUAUGAGAGAGAGAAACUAGUGUCUUGAACAUGUAUGGCAAACUAUUUCAACAGGGUUCCCACACUAUUCGAUCAAUGAAUUUCCAUUAACACUGGACUUUUUUAUAUUAGAGUUUUUGAUUUAGCAGAUUUGUUGAACUGUCACGAAUGUCACAAAUGUUUCACUCUUCACAAGCGUAAUAUCUACCGAGCACAACUAAAAAUGUUCUGACUUGUAUGAUUUUGUUCAGUAACGUGACCAGGAAAACACUUGAAUCCACAGGUUUUCUCUGGCUGUGGGAACCCUGUUUUAAAUAUGCAACUUGUAGAUUACAGUAAUGAAUGUGAUUUACCGUUUAGCUGAGUGUACUGUAGCUGCAGAUUCAGCAUAUGUGGCCUUCCAGACAUUUCAUUGACUCAUGAUUUUAGUUUCAGCACAGGUGGCUUUAAUGCACUGAUCAUAUUGUGUCUGCAUGCUUUACCUUCUGCUUUAGAUGAAAAUAUUUCAUCACAGCUUCUAUUUAUCUUGUUUGUCAUAUUUAUUUUUUGUCCAAUGUGAAUAUGCCCUUAUAAUGAUAGACAGCUGAGAUGUGGGCAUGAGUUCUGCCAGCCUUAAUGUGAAUUAUGUUCUGAGUUGUUUUAUCACCUGUUGUUAGGGUGGAGGACAUUAUGAUUUCAUUAAAAACUUAUUUAAUUGA
Labeo rohita (rohu) is the source of this 2612-nucleotide messenger RNA. It is a transcript of the gene creld1b, whose product is annotated as protein disulfide isomerase Creld1. Gene Ontology annotation, molecular function: calcium ion binding. The record is from RefSeq and is a predicted model, not a curated record. NCBI's taxonomy places the organism in Eukaryota, Metazoa, Chordata, Actinopteri, Cypriniformes, Cyprinidae. The coding region runs from base 167 to 1387 and encodes 406 amino acids. The transcript is spliced from 11 exons.